CCCUAGUAAGUGAAAGUGAAAGAAACUACUCAUCCAAAUAUCUAUAGAAAAGUAAAUGAAUCCCGCUAAUGCAACCUUCUCUUUCUCUGAGCUUGAUUUCCUUCAAUCAAUAGAAAACCAUCUUCUGAAUUAUGAUUCCGAUUUUUCUGAAAUUUUUUCGCCGAUGAGUUCAAGUAACGCAUUGCCUAAUAGUCCUAGCUCAAGUUUUGGCAGCUUCCCUUCAGCAGAAAAUAGCUUGGAUACCUCUCUUUGGGAUGAAAACUUUGAGGAAACAAUACAAAAUCUCGAAGAAAAGUCCGAGUCCGAGGAGGAAACAAAGGGGCAUGUCGUGGCGCGUGAGAAAAACGCGACACAAGAUUGGAGACGGUACAUAGGAGUUAAACGGCGGCCGUGGGGGACGUUUUCGGCGGAGAUAAGGGACCCGGAGAGAAGAGGCGCGAGAUUAUGGCUAGGAACUUACGAGACCCCAGAGGACGCAGCAUUGGCUUACGAUCAAGCCGCUUUCAAAAUCCGCGGCUCGAGAGCUCGGCUCAAUUUUCCUCACUUAAUUGGAUCAAACAUUCCUAAGCCGGCUAGAGUUACAGCGAGACGUAGCCGUACGCGCUCACCCCAGCCAUCGUCUUCUUCAUGUACCUCAUCAUCAGAAAAUGGGACAAGAAAAAGGAAAAUAGAUUUGAUAAAUUCCAUAGCCAAAGCAAAAUUUAUUCGUCAUAGCUGGAACCUACAAAUGUUGCUAUAACUGUAUUUAAUUUGGAAGGAAUUAAUUAAGGUUAUUCUAUGUCUUUGUAUUAGAAUUUAGAAUAAUUCCCUAAAGCUCCUGAAGAACGAAACUUGUAAACAUCUCUCUGUCUCCGUAUCAUGUUCUAAUUUAACAUGAAAUUACAU
Messenger RNA from Nicotiana tabacum (common tobacco), 885 nucleotides. RefSeq lists its product as uncharacterized. The record is from RefSeq and is a predicted model, not a curated record. Gene Ontology annotation, molecular function: DNA binding; DNA-binding transcription factor activity. Lineage: Eukaryota; Viridiplantae; Streptophyta; Magnoliopsida; Solanales; Solanaceae. Gene Ontology annotation, biological process: regulation of DNA-templated transcription; ethylene-activated signaling pathway.